GUGUUUUGUAAGAUAAAGAACUGGUGGAAUUUGGGUUGGUAAAUCUUUUCUUUUCUUGUGCGAGCUGGAAGAGUACGACCAUUACUGUAAUGAUCCCAACUACGGGGGUUGGGCCGGGCGAAGGGUGGAGGUUUGGUCAUUGGAACUCCGUUGAUUCCGAACUCGAUUUUACUUACAUAUAUGCUACGAAGAGUCGACCUCGUGCAGAGUGAUGGGAACUGACACUCUUCCUUACGCUCGUGUCCUCUUCUCUUCUUCGAGAACCAUAAGCAAUUGGUGACGGUGACGGUGACCAUGACCGUUAGCGACAAGGACGAAAGUCAACUGGAGACCAGUGGUCCCGGGGACUCAACCGUCGCUGCUGCUGAAGUCGCUGAGGUCGCAUCGCCGUCGAAUCCCACACAGGCUCAGGCUGCCGCACCCCCAGACGGCGGAUGGCAGGCGUGGCUUCAAGUGGCGGGCAGUUUUGUCCUGUUCUUCAACUCUUGGGGUUUACUGAGCACAUUCGGCGUGUUUCAGACCUACUACGAGUCGGGAGCGCUGUUUAACGAGUCCUCGUCCAAUAUCGCGUGGAUCGGGGCCAUCCAGGCGGCCUUGGUGUACGUGGUGGCCCUGGUUUCGGGCCCCAUCUACGAUCGAGGCUUCCUGAGGGCGCUGGUGUGGUUCGGGAGCUUCAUGGUGAUCUUCGGCCUCAUGACGACCAGCGUGUGCAAGGAAUACUGGGAGUUCGUGUUGGCCCAGGGGUUCGUGACCGGCAUCGGGGCCGGAUGUCUGUUUGUCCCCUGCGUCGCGGUGCUUCCACAGUAUUUCCGGUCCAAGAUCGGGCUGGCCGUGGGCAUCGCGUCCUCGGGUUCGGCCCUGGGUGGCGUCAUCUAUCCCAUCGUCUUGUACCGUCUCCUGGGCCCGAUCGGGUUUGGUUGGUCGGUGCGGGUGAUUGCGUUCAUGGCCCUGGGGACCUUGUUGCUACCGAUCGUCAUCCUUCGGAUGCGCGUGCAACCGGCUAAGAUUCGGAGUCUGAUCGACUGGACCGCCUUCCGGGACGUGGACUAUCUCCUGUUCACCGUCUCGACUAUGAUCGGCUUCGUCAGCGUCAUCUCCAUGCUGUUCUACAUUUCCUUUUACCCGGACGACAAGCACAUUACCGGCACGAAGUUGGCAUUUUAUACCCUCCCGAUUUUCAACACCGCCUCCUGUCUGGGCAGAACGAUUCCAAACUGGAUAUCCGACAAGACCGGACCGAUCAACCUCAUCGCCCCGGGGGCACUAAUAUUUGGCAUCCUGACAUUUUGUAUGCCCGCCGUCGUCAACACCGGGGGCUUUCUUGUUCUGGCUUUCCUGGCCGGUUUCUUCAACGGGAUCUACAUCGCCCUCCCCCCCGUGUGCUUCGUCGCUUUGACCCAAAACAAGGCUCUGAUCGGAACGCGAAUGGGCAUGGGUUUUACCUUUGUCGCUUUCGGCGUCUUGAUCGGUGGACCUGGAAGCGGCGCCAUCCUAGCCACGCACCAUCCGACCAACAACUGGGUCGGAUUCUGGGUUUUCUCGGGCGUGUGUGCAUGCGUCUCGAGCUUUUUAUACACCAUUUUACGCGUCAAGAAAGUUGGACUUAGCCCGUGGGCCAAGAUCUAGUUGGGAAUUGAAGAGGUCUCUAAGUGCAAAGUGAAUUCCAGACUGCCUGACGAAUGGAGAGAUAUAGAUAGUCUUUUCUGGUAGAGACUGAAUCAAGGGAAGAAACGCCGGAUGACACGUCUAUUUGUUAAUAUCCCACACUGUUCCACAAACGCACGUAGUCCUUGAACAAAUUCGGAACAGCUCUGCCUUAUCAUGAACGGGAAUCUGAAAUUGAACAUCAAGCCUUGGACAGCACAGGAAAAGAGACGAGCAUCAGCGAGUAUAUUAGGUCACAACGGGCUCAUACGCUCGGUGAGAAUGGAACCUAUCUGAACUGAUGGGCCGGUUCAGAUAUGUGUCACAUGGUAGCUCCAAAUAUGUGUAGUGAU
Molecule: messenger RNA, 1997 nt
Organism: Exophiala oligosperma
Lineage: Eukaryota; Fungi; Ascomycota; Eurotiomycetes; Chaetothyriales; Herpotrichiellaceae
Exons: 2
Coding region: 295-1626 (443 amino acids)
Biological process (GO): transmembrane transport
Cellular component (GO): fungal-type vacuole membrane
Molecular function (GO): transmembrane transporter activity
Source: RefSeq, a predicted model, not a curated record